AUGGUUCGAAAAGUACUACACCCAAAUAAGAGAGUUGCAAUGGGACAGCGACUGGCACCAAAUUUUGCCAUUGCGUUUAUGUCUAAAGUCGAAGCACCAGUAACCGAUCUCGGGCCGUUACUCUACUGUAGAUAUAUAGAUGACCGUUUUGUCCUUUGCUCAACACAAGAGGAAAUGGAGAAAUAUGGAGACAGAGGAAAUGGAGACAUGUGUAGAGGAAAGGCCAAGCCCUCAGACGAUGACUCUAGCGAUAAUAACGUCCCGUUUAUCCUCUCCUUCAUCUCAAGCGAACUAAGUGCAGCUAUAAAACGUGAAGUUAGCGGAAUGCUAAGAUCUGAAGUGACCCGACUAAUGGACAGGUUGUAUAACGAAAAUGACCAACUUGCCGUCGAAAUUGUACCUGCAGGUGCGAUUACGGACGAUAUUUGUGAGAUUUUGAGCGACAAAAAGUGGGCUGAACUUCAAACCGUUAUUCGGGACAAUUUGUACAGUAAGACAGUGCCAUGUUAG
Angiostrongylus costaricensis is the source of this 510-nucleotide messenger RNA. NCBI's taxonomy places the organism in Eukaryota, Metazoa, Nematoda, Chromadorea, Rhabditida, Metastrongylidae. The record is from the annotation of a GenBank genome assembly.